GCCGUCCCGGUCCGCCACCAGCAGGGGGCGGGCGCGCCGCCUCCGCGCUCUGCUUUGCCUGCGCGGCGGCUCCGCCGGGCUUCCUGCUCCGUCGCGCGGGUCGGGGCAGCCGCGCCGGGACCCGCACACACCGGGUGGCUAUUUUUAAUGCAGUAGUUUCUUUAGCUGGGUGAAGACUAACCAUGAGAAUAGCAGGUGCUGCAAAGUUUGUGGUAGUCGUAGCAAUAUUUUUAUUGACGUUUUAUGUCAUAUCUCAAGUAUUUGAAAUCAAAAUGGAUGCAAACUUAGGACACAUAUUUGCUAGAUCAGCUCUGGAUGCAGCUGCACACUCAACAAAACCUCCAAGAUACAAAUGUGGGAUCUCUAAAGCUUGUCCUGAAAAGCAUUUUGCAUUCAAAAUGGCAAGUGGAGCAGCAAAUGUAGUUGGACCUAAAAUUUGUGUAGAAGAUAAUAUUUUAAUGAGUGGAGUUAAAAAUAAUGUUGGCAGAGGAAUAAAUGUGGCCUUGGUCAAUGGUAAAACAGGAGAAGCAUUAGACACUAAAUUCUUUGACAUGUGGGGAGGAGAUGUGGCACCGUUUAUUGAAUUUCUGAAGUCCAUCCAGGAUGGAACAAUAGUGUUAAUGGGAACAUAUGAUGAUGGUGCAACCAAGCUUAAUGAGGAAGCACGGAAACUGAUUGCUGAAUUGGGAAGCACAUCUAUUACUAACCUUGGCUUUAGAGACAACUGGGUCUUUUGCGGUGGAAAAGGAAUUAAGACUAAAAGUCCAUUUGAACAGCAUAUUAAGAACAACAAGGACACAAACAAGUAUGAAGGCUGGCCAGAAGUUGUUGAGAUGGAAGGCUGUAUCCCUCAGAAGCAAGACUAAAUGAAAACAAAAGGAAAAGAGAAAGGAUGUGGAACAAAAUGCACUUUCUACUAUUAUUAGGGAGAGGGCUAUGAAGGAGACUGUACUGUAAAUAAUAUUUUUAAAGCAUGCAACCAUCUUGUCGGUGUGUGCAUGAGCACUGACAUUUUGAAUAUUGGGAUUAUUUAUUGCUAACACACAUGGAAAAACUUUUUGUAAAUACGUCCAAAAUAAAAGAAACAUCAAAUUAUUUCUAUGCAGGUUUCUUAAAAGCACAGUGUUUAGGUUGCCUGUGGUAAAUAAUAUCUUGUAGACCAACUGGCUAAUAAAUUGCAUAUGCAGAGAAUAAACAGAUCCUGACAAACGUUGUACUGUCCUCUUAAGUGUAAUGUUGCUGUGAUAUGUAACCUUUGUGGAAUAUUGUAGAUUUUAGUGGUAAGUUAAUAAAGAGCUUUAAUUUUUUUUAUCCUCUGCCUUUUUAAUGGCAGCAUCACUUUCUAUUAAAGCUGUUUGGAUAUUCUAAUACCAGAUGCUCCAGAAAUUUAUUUUGUAGUCCCUCAUCAAAACUGAAUAAUCAGGAAAGGAAGAGUAUGUGACAGUGCAACACAGAUAUGCCAUGAGAAGCACAAUAGAAAUUAUUUUUGUUAGGGGAAGAGUAAAAUUAAAUAUAGAAGUAGUGUGCAUGAUAAAGCAGUUUGGAAGGAUUUGUACUUGAAAUGAAUGUUUACUUUGUGGAAGAGACUUGGCAUGUUAAACAGCAGUACUGUUGCCAACUUGUUCAGGUUUUAUUGCAAUUCUUAUACUGCUACUUAACCAUUGUUUCUGUCAGGAAUAAAUUUCCUAUCACAAAGAACCUUUUAGAAAGUAGUCUGCCUUCUAGUGAGAGUUGUUUCAGGAAACACAAUUGUUCACCUUCGCCACCUAUGUUACAUCUAAUGUGAGCUGAGGUAAUUUGUUCUUGCAGUGAGAUGUUAGAGAAAUUAUUGUGUCUUGGGUUAUGCAAUGUGUGACAUUUAAACUUAACUGACAAUGUUUCCUUCAUAAUUUUUCUUUAAAAAAUGGACCAAGUUGAAGUGGCCUUUUUUGUUAGCUUGUAACAGGGCUGUAAGAAUCCAUUGCUUCUUUUCUUUUUUUAUCUUUGAAAAAUUCUCUUUCUUUUAGGUAGAGCCAGACUGAACUUUUGCUGAAACUAAGUAUGGUAUAAUUGACGGGUUUGGUAUUCACAAAUUAGGGACUGACAGAGAAUUGGGUGUAAUUUCAUGGAGCUUUGUCAUGAGUUCUGGUAUAAUCUUCAGAAACUUCUAGCUAGUACCAUGGAGCAAAAACCAUAAAAGAUUUUUGAAGAACCCACAAGUAGAACACAGUGGCACUAAAAAUACUGUUAUUGUUGAUGUCUUUUGAGACAAAUUUAAUUCUGUGCUUUAAAAAUUUCAAGCAAUAUUGGAAAUUACUUUGUAAGUCAAAUAAAUAACUUGAUAUCAGAGAGAGACUGGAUUCUGAGUUGUUCUGUAUGUUUGGCUUGUUAAAUAAUGUGUUUUUUCCUCAGGUUUAAUGUAGGACAGCAAUAAAAUGCACCUUAUACAUGGAAACUGCUUUUGUUAAAUCUUCAUAUUUUCUUUUGUAGGAGGACAUGUCAAAAUCCUGUGUAUUUUUUCAUCAAAGCGAAUUCCUGUUUGAAAUAAUUGGAAAAUAACUUCAUUUCAUAACAUUAGAUUAUUGCCAAAUCUAAUUGUGUAAGUCCUGGAAUUUUCACAGCAAUACAGUUUUGUUGGUGUAUAUGCCAGUAUUGGCUAUGCUGCUAUCCAGAAUAAUAUUAAAAUAAUUUGGAAGCUACUUGACAGGGGCCUAAAGG
This is a messenger RNA of Cuculus canorus (common cuckoo), 2697 nucleotides long. It is a transcript of the gene FAM3C, whose product is annotated as FAM3 metabolism regulating signaling molecule C. Lineage: Eukaryota; Metazoa; Chordata; Aves; Cuculiformes; Cuculidae. Bases 183 to 866 code for a protein of 227 amino acids. The record is from RefSeq and is a predicted model, not a curated record. The transcript has 10 exons.